Molecule: messenger RNA, 257 nt
Organism: Staurois parvus
Lineage: Eukaryota; Metazoa; Chordata; Amphibia; Anura; Ranidae
Source: the annotation of a GenBank genome assembly
UCACUUUAUGUUCCAGACCCUCAACUCCACCUACCUGAUGAUGGUGAGGGAUAGUGUGAUCUUCCUGUGUGGAAUCCCGGGAAUACGGAGGAUGGGGACAUCUCUCUGGUGGGUUCCCAUGACUGGAUCCAUCUAGAUCCUCGUGUGCUUCUGAAAACUCUUCCAUCACUCCAUACUCCUCAUCCUCCUCUUUAUACUCUUCUUUAACAACAAUAUUAUAAUACCCGAGGUUUCCACUCUGAAUAUAUAAUAAACAU